Prunus armeniaca (apricot) is the source of this 417-nucleotide messenger RNA. The record is from the annotation of a GenBank genome assembly. NCBI's taxonomy places the organism in Eukaryota, Viridiplantae, Streptophyta, Magnoliopsida, Rosales, Rosaceae.
AUGGAUGCCGAGCGCUUUGACACUUCCGUCCCUCUCUGGAUCCUGCACGUGGAUGGCUCGGCGAACCAGCAAGGCUGUGGUGCCGGCUUAGUGUUAACCACUCCGGACGGUGGCAAAGUCGAAUAUGCCCUCCGAUUCAACUUCAGGACCUCUAACAACGACGCAAAGUAUGAGGCUCUCUUGGCUGGCCUUCGGCUAGCCAAGAGCAUGAGCGCGAGACAGAUCAGCAUUCACAGUGACUCCCAGCUCAUUGUGAAUCAGAUAACGGCAGACUUCGCAGCCAAAGAUGCCUCUAUGUCAGCCUACCUAUCGGCAGCUCACCAACUCCUGCAUAAAUUUCAGGUUACGAGAUUCGGCAGAUCCCCAGGUCAGAAAAUAGUCACGCCGAUGCGCUCUCGCGUUUGCCUUCGGCAAUAA